CCAAGCUCCCUCGACGCUGUGGUGGGCGACUGCUGGAGGGGCGAUGAUGCGGGGCGCCCUCUUCGUUGCCUUCACCGCUCUUCUGGCCAUCUUCGUCUACCGUCUCAUCUCUGUUCUCAGCACUAAGCGAGUUGAGAAGCGAAGAGAAGCCGACGAGCCAUGCAGGGUUGCAAUCUUCCUGGGGUCUGGCGGCCACACGACAGAGCUCCUUCAGCUGCUCUCUGCACUUCCCCCAAAGAGGUACACACCUCGUCUCUACAUCAUCUCCGAGGGAGACCGCUUCAGUCGAGCCAAGGCCAUCGAACACGAGGCUUCCUGGUCACUGCCCAACGACAGCGACGGCGGCGGCUCACAACAGAAGCAACAGCCGGCUCAUUACAGUUUCGUAGAGCUGCCGCGAGCUCGCAAGGUACACCAGUCUUUUCUCUCUGCACCUGCAUCGGUUGUACUGGCGCUGGCCGCCUGCAUGCGGCAGUUUGUAUGGAAGAGAACCGAGCUCGACGUUAUUCUCAUGAACGGCCCUGGCACCUGUGUCCCCAUCAUGCUCACAGUCUAUGUCCAGAGAUUCUGCGGCAUGCACUCGCCCCGCCUCAUCUACGUCGAGUCGUUUGCUCGCGUAAGGACGCUGAGCCUCACCGCCAAACUCCUCCGACCAUUUGUCGACCGCUUUGUCUUACAAUGGCCCCAAAACCCCUCUGUAUCUGGGGCAGACGUCCACAAAUCAUGGCUGGUCUGAUAGAAAGAAUAUCGGCU
This is a messenger RNA of Acaromyces ingoldii, 753 nucleotides long. Its product is annotated as oligosaccharide biosynthesis protein Alg14 like protein. Gene Ontology annotation, biological process: dolichol-linked oligosaccharide biosynthetic process. NCBI's taxonomy places the organism in Eukaryota, Fungi, Basidiomycota, Exobasidiomycetes, Exobasidiales, Cryptobasidiaceae. Gene Ontology annotation, cellular component: UDP-N-acetylglucosamine transferase complex. The transcript is spliced from 3 exons. The coding region runs from base 47 to 736 and encodes 229 amino acids. The record is from RefSeq and is a predicted model, not a curated record.